CAUACUAUUCUCUUUCUCUCUCAUGGUCUCAUUCAUGUACACUACUCGCAAUUACUACACCUCUUACGCCCACCAUUUAAUGCAAUUGCACCAUCUCAAUACACUCAGCAAUAACUCAUCACUGCCACAUUUUUCCUCUCCAUCCUUUCCCUCUUUUCUCUUCCUUCAAUUCCCUUGUCCUCUCACCUUCUUCAUCUCCCUCUCCUCCCUUUAAACCACCUAUACCUUUUUUAAGCUAGACCACCUAAAAACACUCAUCAAGCUUCCCCUUCCUCAUUUAAUUACCAUAUACCCAACCUCUCUUCUUUCCAUUUCAUCUUUCAUAAAGCUUCCUCUCUUUUUUACUUCCUUUUUAGCACCUUUGUAGAUCUACAUUUUUUUUAGCUUCUUCUAGCCACUACUCUUCCUCUUGUGACACAUUAAUUUCCCCGAGACACCAGAAGAAUCAAAACAAAGAAUUCAUCAAACCCUUUCAAGGAUCUAAGAAAAGAGAGAGAGAGAAAAAAAACAAAGAUUCUCAGUUCAUGCUUUUGGAUUGUGAAAUAUGCAAAGUAGUUUAAUGAUUCCAACCAUAAACAUGCCUUCUAUGAUAGAAAAAAACAACAACAACAACGUUGGUGUCUUUGAAUUAUCUUCUUCUCUUUCUCUUGCCCAGAUUGAAAACAAUAAGCAUUUGGAAUCUUAAAGAUCUGUAGAAAAUGUUCCAGCCAAACCUAAUGGAAGCUGGACAACUUCAUCAUCAUCAGCUUCUUCCACUCGACAUGACGCAGAACAACAACACUUCGGAAAGCGACGUUCCGAGAAUCCGUGAGGAUGAAUUCUUUGACAGUGCUACAAAAUCUGGUAACAGUGAGAAUCAAGAAGCGGUUAAUUCUGGUGGCGAAGAUCAAGAGCCUCGUGCUAAGAAAAAACGUUACCAUCGUCAUACACAGCACCAGAUCCAAGAAAUGGAAGCUUUCUUCAAGGAAUGUCCACAUCCUGAUGAUAAGCAAAGGAAGGAACUGAGUAGAGAGUUAGGGCUAGAGCCAUUGCAAGUGAAGUUUUGGUUUCAAAACAAACGUACUCAAAUGAAGACUCAACAAGAGAGGCAUGAGAAUACUGCGCUUCGAACUGAGAAUGAGAAGCUUCGUGCCGAUAACAUGAGGUUUCGAGAAGCUCUUAGUAAUGCUUCUUGUCCUAAUUGCGGUGGACCGACGGCUAUUGGAGAGAUGUCGUUUGAUGAGCAUCAUCUGAGGCUCGAAAAUGCUCGACUAAGAGAAGAGAUUGAUAGGAUAUCUGCCAUAGCCGCAAAGUACGUAGGCAAACCGGUGGUGAGUUAUCCACUACUCUCUCCUUCAUCUGGUCCUCCCCGUCCUCUAGAACUCGGCAUUGGUGGUUUUGGAGGACAACCAGGACUGAGUGGAGGAGACAUGUACGGAGCUGGAGAUCUUCUUAGAUCGAUAAGUGGACCGACAGAAGCCGAUAAGCCGAUGAUAAUUGAGCUAGCUGUUGCUGCUAUGGAGGAACUCAUUGGAAUGGCUCAAAUGGGUGAUCCUCUUUGGUUAACUACACUUGAAGGCGCUUCCAUACUCAAUGAGGAGGAGUAUGUUCGGUCUUUUCCUCGAGGAAUUGGUCCAAAACCUGCUGGUUUUAAAUGCGAAGCUUCGAGAGAAACUUCUGUUGUCAUCAUGAAUCAUGUUAACCUCGUCGAGAUCCUCAUGGACGUGAACCAAUGGUCCACAGUUUUUUCUGGCAUUGUUUCAAGAGCAAUGACAUUGGAAGUGCUCUCAACUGGAGUAGCAGGGAACUACAAUGGUGCAUUACAAGUGAUGACAGCUGAACUACAAGUACCUUCACCACUUGUGCCAACAAGAGAGAGUUAUUUUGUAAGGUAUUGUAAGCAGCAUGCUGAUGGAACUUGGGCAGUUGUCGACGUUUCGUUGGACAAUUUGCGCCCAAGUCCUUCUUCAAGAUCUCGAAGAAGGCCUUCUGGUUGCUUAAUUCAAGAAAUGCCUAAUGGCUACUCGAAGGUUAUAUGGGUUGAGCAUGUAGAAGUGGAUGAAAGAGGUGUUCAUAAUCUAUACAAGCAACUCGUUAGCUCCGGGCACGCAUUUGGCGCGAAGCGUUGGAUCGCAACAUUAGAUCGACAAUGUGAAAGACUUGCUAGCGCGAUGGCGACAAACAUUCCCACAGUCGAUGUUGGCGUGAUAACAAACCAAGAUGGGAGAAAGAGCAUGUUGAAACUAGCUGAAAGAAUGUGCAUAAGCUUUUGUGCUGGAGUGAGUGCUUCAACUGCUCACACAUGGACAACACUUUCCGGUACCGGAGCCGAUGAUGUCCGUGUCAUGACCCGUAAGAGCGUGGACGAUCCAGGAAGACCGGCCGGCAUUGUUCUUAGUGCCGCAACUUCUUUUUGGCUUCCAGUUUCACCAAAAAGAGUUUUUGAAUUUCUGAGAGAUGAAAACUCAAGAAGUGAGUGGGAUAUUCUUUCUAAUGGUGGAGUUGUUCAAGAAAUGGCACAUAUUGCUAAUGGAAGAGACACUGGAAACUGCGUAUCGCUACUUCGAGUGAAUAGUGCAAAUUCAAGCCAAAGCAACAUGUUGAUAUUACAAGAGAGUUGCACAGACACAACAGGAUCAUUUGUGAUAUAUGCACCUGUGGACAUAGUUGCAAUGAAUGUGGUUCUAAAUGGAGGUGAUCCUGAUUAUGUUGCGCUUCUUCCAUCUGGAUUCGCUAUAUUACCGGACGGAACAACUAAUGGUGGAAAUGGUGGUGGUGAAAGUGGUCAUGGUGGCGGUGGUGGUGGUUCUCUAUUGACUGUUGCAUUUCAAAUAUUGGUUGAUUCUGUUCCAACAGCAAAACUUUCUCUAGGAUCUGUUGCUACCGUUAAUAAUCUCAUUGCUUGUACCGUUGAGAGGAUUAAGGCUUCGUUGUCCGGUGAAGUUGCUUGACCAUCAAGUUACCUAAUUAAUGUAACAUAAUUAAGUUAAGAAGGGCAAAGAAGUAUGCAUUGCAUUUUGGAUAAUGUGUAGGAUAAGGAAGUGAAGCUUAUAUUAAAAAAGGAUGGGGAGAAGUCAAGAGCGCACCUUGCAAGAUUUUCCUUUUCAGAACGAUUGAGGGCUGAGAGGAUUAGGGUUCGGGAAUUGACUUCCCUAGAUAAUAGUAAAAACUACUCCCUUCGAUCUUAAAUAUAAAUAAAAAGUCAAAUGUAUUUGAUUAAAAUUUGAAUCAAAUACAGUUAACUUUUUGAGUCAUAUUUAAGAUCGAAGGUUGUAAGAGCUAAAAUUAAGACCUUCUCUUCACCUUCUAAGACAAUCUAUCUAUCUAUCAAUUUCUAGUUAGUGAUAUCAUUUUGACGAUGAUUAAGUUUGUAGCUUUUAAUUUGAUGUAACCUUUCAUGUUUCUUCUAUUGUUAUAAAUUUGUGCUUUAAUUAGCUCA
This is a messenger RNA of Vicia villosa (hairy vetch), 3418 nucleotides long. Its product is annotated as homeobox-leucine zipper protein HDG2-like. Gene Ontology annotation, biological process: regulation of DNA-templated transcription. The record is from RefSeq and is a predicted model, not a curated record. The transcript is spliced from 13 exons. NCBI's taxonomy places the organism in Eukaryota, Viridiplantae, Streptophyta, Magnoliopsida, Fabales, Fabaceae. Gene Ontology annotation, molecular function: lipid binding; DNA binding; DNA-binding transcription factor activity, RNA polymerase II-specific. The coding region runs from base 699 to 2930 and encodes 743 amino acids.